CCUAACAAAUAGGAGAGGGAGACAAGCAAUCAGCAACCGAAAUCCCAAGGAAGUGAAUAAUAAGGUUGCCCCAACUACUAUAAUUGACAUAUGACCGUUAGAUAAGCUACCGUCCAUACCAAAGCCUGUCUCAGUAAAUGGAUUUGACUAGUUGUUCUCGUGCUGUUCUUCCAAUUCAUUCCAAUUCUCCAGAAAUCGGGAAAGGUGCGACUAAUGCACCACCUGCUAUCGACGAAUUGUGAUUUGAUAUCAUGAAAUACCAGCAUGGAUGAACAUCUUCUUCCCAAAGCAGGAUUACAAGAAGACUCCAGCAAACAAUUGGCGAUAAGGAGAGAUUUCCCGUGUGGUUAUCUCGAUGUUGGCCCUUCCGGACGCCAAUCAACAGCGCAUCUCAUCACCAGUGACGUUAUUAUUCCCAUUCUCCCAACUCCCAGAUCCUCCUAUGUCAACCUCCUCGCCAAUCUCAACAAAAGGAGAAAACUAACUCGUCGAUCCCACUCUGCUCCCUCUGUUUUUACUGAUGUCAGGGAAUCUUUUCAUGAUUCUUUAGACCCAAGGGAGGCACCAAAAUCAACCCCUUUCAUUGUCCGACAAGCCUUCAUUGGUCUGGUUUUGUAUAUUAUUACUGGGAUCGCUAUAUUUAUGACAAGUGCAAGUUUCAAGGGUACUGAGACUUUCAAACCUGUAGAUGCCGUAUACUUCAUUGUGGUUACCCUCUGCACCAUUGGGUACGGUGACAUUGUUCCAGACACAACAUUCACUAAGCUCUUCACAUGUGCUUUUAUACUGGUUGGUUUUGGCUUCAUUGACAUCCUGCUAAAUGGCUUGGUCACAUACAUCUGCGAUAGACAAGAGUCAGUUCUGCUGAGCACAGUAGAUGAGAAUCGGUUCAACACAAUGGUUCAGACAUACAUGAUAGACAAGGCAAAAGGAAGAAUGAGGAUAAGAAUGAAAGUGUUCUUGGCGUUGGCUGUUGUGGUUGGCUGCAUUGCUAUAGGGACAAUUACGGUGCAUUUUCUGGAGGACAUGGAUUGGGUAGAUAGCUUUUAUCUCUCUGUGACAUCAGUCACCACCGUGGGUUACGGGGAUUAUGCUUUCAAGACAGUAACAGGAAGGUGUUUUGCAAUUAUCUGGCUAUUAGUGAGCACACUGGCUGUUGCUAGGGCCUUUCUAUACUUGGCUGAGCUUAGGAUUGACAAGAGGAAUCGAAGAAUUGCAAAAUGGGUUCUUCAGAAGAAGAUGACACUGGGAGAUUUGGUGGCUGCAGACCUUGACAAUGACGGAUCCAUCAGUAAAUCUGAGUUUGUAAUCUACAAGCUUAAGGAGAUGGGAAAGAUAGCAGAGAAAGACAUAAUUCAGAUCUGCAACCAAUUUGAUUUACUGGACAGUAGCAAAUGCGGGAAAAUUACUCUUGCUGAUCUCAUGGAUAGUGACUGACUACAAUGUAGACUCUUAUUUGAGCAUGAAAAGAAGCAGGAGUCAUUCUUGAUUAAAACUUGCCAUCGAAUUUGCCUAACUCCAUAUCUCUUCAACUGAACAGGAAACCAUAAUAAAAACUGAUGAAUUUU
Molecule: messenger RNA, 1568 nt
Organism: Rubroshorea leprosula
Lineage: Eukaryota; Viridiplantae; Streptophyta; Magnoliopsida; Malvales; Dipterocarpaceae
Source: the annotation of a GenBank genome assembly